Molecule: messenger RNA, 996 nt
Organism: Sphaerulina musiva SO2202
Lineage: Eukaryota; Fungi; Ascomycota; Dothideomycetes; Mycosphaerellales; Mycosphaerellaceae
Exons: 1
Coding region: 1-996 (331 amino acids)
Source: RefSeq, a predicted model, not a curated record
AUGCAUCUCUUUCUCGACUUCAAUUCGAGCAGAGAUCAGUUUCCUUCUGCCAUCUCUGAACCUCCAACGCCUUCAUUGGACGGCAACGUACUCCAAGCGACAGAGAUCCCCUCGCAUCAAAUUCAACAGCAAAGAAUCCUAAGAACCGGAAUCAUCGAACCCCCACCCAUUUAUGAGGAUAGAGCUCAACCGAUACAACAACAAUCAAUACCCCCAGGAACAUCGGAGGUACGGGAAGAACAAGAAGAAGCAAGCAGAGAAACCCUCAUAACCGCACAACUCGUAGCACAAUACAUACCCCGACCUCCACCACCACAACCCUCAUCCUCAUACCCAUACUCACACUUCCGAUUCCCCUCAAAUUCCACACUCCACACCUCAUCAAUCUCCAUACCCACCACAGCAACUUUCUCCGACUUUCUCCGAACAAUCUUGAAUCCUCUGCUUCUUCUUCUCCAAACCGAAAGAGAAGCCGAAGCAGAAUCUCAAAUUCUCCAAACAACAGCAGGUACGAUAACGACAGCAACAACAACAACAACAUCUACCUACAAUAACAACAAUAACAAUGAGGAAUUACAAUGUGAAAUAUAUUUCCUAUACCCCAAGUUCAAUUUCAAUCUCCAUCUCGGGGGGAAAUGGAAAUUGAAAUGGAACAAAUGGAUGAGAAGAAAUAGUAGUGGUAGUACAAUGAGAAAUAUCCAAGUGAAUGAAGAAAAUUGGCCAAUGGUGGUUGCUGCUUUGAGGGAUAAUGAGAAUAAGUCAAACGAAAGAAGGAGAGGAAUGGGAGGAAGAGGUUUUUUGGAGGGGGUGGGAGAGGGAGAGUAUAACGGUCAGGAUGAGGAGGAAAAAGGAAAAAGACAAGGGUCCUUGUUGAGGGUUCUGUAUUGGGGAAGAAGCGAGGAGGGGCAGGUGGAGACGGAUGCGAGGCUGAGGAGGGAAGAAGAGGCUGUUAGAAGGAUGUACAGAAGGACUUUGAGACCCUAUGGGGCGUGGUAG